This is a messenger RNA of Calliphora vicina (urban bluebottle blowfly), 587 nucleotides long. It is a transcript of the gene Trmt112, whose product is annotated as tRNA methyltransferase subunit 11-2. Lineage: Eukaryota; Metazoa; Arthropoda; Insecta; Diptera; Calliphoridae. Gene Ontology annotation, biological process: rRNA (guanine-N7)-methylation; tRNA methylation; peptidyl-glutamine methylation. The record is from RefSeq and is a predicted model, not a curated record. Gene Ontology annotation, molecular function: protein heterodimerization activity. The coding region runs from base 79 to 453 and encodes 124 amino acids. The transcript has 3 exons.
UUUGCGCUACAACGUGCUUGACAGAAAAUACGCAUAAAAUUUUCCAAUUUUUUGAAUUUUACAUUUUAUUCAAUAAAAAUGAAACUAAGUACCUAUAAUUUCCUUACCUCUAAAGCCAUUAAAGGUGUUAAAGUUGGAUUUCCCUUAAAAUUAACUAUUUCCAAAACGGAAUGCAUAGAGGCUGAAUAUAAUGCUACAUUCAUUGAAAGACUCAUACCCAAAUUGGAUUGGCCUACCCUGUAUUCAGCUGCUCAAAUGGUGGAUUUGGCCGAUGACAUACCUUCUGAACAUCCUACCAAUAUUGCUGUCACUGAGGAACUCUUGCAAAAGCUGCAUCAUCUCUUGUUGGAGGUAGAUGUUUUGGAAGGCCAUUUGGAAUGUCCCGAAACUGGACGCCUAUUCCCCAUUACUGAUGGCAUUCCCAAUAUGCUGUUAAAUGAAGACGAAGUUUAGAUUGUGUUCAGCUCGCUUUAUGAACAUGAACGUACAUGUUUAAUGCGAGUAAUUAGUUUUAUUUAUACUCGUAGUACUUUUUGUUAAUUUAAGUUUAUAAAUAUAUAUAUGUGUGUACUAACUGCAAAAAACAA